ACCCGGAGCCAGACGAACAAAAUGCGGGGUAUACACGUGGUAUCUGUCCUCGCAGUUAACUUUUUAUUCUUUAUAAACACAGAAGCAGCAUCCUUUUCGUCGAUAUGUAAAAUAGGAGAUAGUGCAUGUAUCAAGAAAGUCGCACAAGACUUCGUGCCAAUAUUUGCUGCUGGCGUGCCAGAAUGGGGUGUGGAGCCAUGUGACCCCCUCCACAUCAAACGUAUUGAUGCCAGCACUCCGAGCCUGAAACUGAUCACAAAGGAUCUUGUCAUCACAGGACUAAAGAACAUGGUUGUGAAGAGCAUCAAAUUCGAUGAAGCAGCCAAAACUGUUGGAAUCAAAUUACAAGGAAACGUCCAAGUAGAAGGCCAGUACGAUAUGAAAGGAAACCUGUUGUUCCUACCGAUUGAAGGAAAAGGACCAUUACAUGCAACCCUACGCAAAUUGGGUCUUAACAUCAAAGCAACCAUUAAAGAGCAGGUUAAAGAUGGUAAAACACACUGGGUUUUCGAGUUCAAAGACAGCAGUUACGACCUUAAAGAGAAAUCUGAUGUAGUAUUCGAAAAUCUGUUUAAUGAAAAUGAGUCUUUAGCUGCUGCAGCCAAACAAACGAUUGCUGAAAAUGGCAACGAAAUUGUCUUGGAAGUUGGACCGCCAGUGAUAAGAGGUGUGAUCGACAACAUAUUAGUACGAGUCAACGAAAUGUUCCUCGCUAAGCCCAUUGACGAAUUACGUAUUAAGUUACAGAACGUUUUGAUUUUAGCUUUAGUGUCCAGUAUGAUAGUGCAUGCACCAGGCAAAACCAAAAUGUGGGCUACGUCAUUAGUCGUAAGCCUUUUCCUCGUGAAUGUGAACGCAGGAUAUUUCUCAGCAAAAUGCAAGUUGACCGACUCAGACUGCUUGGUGAAGUCAGCGGAGGAGUUCAUCCCAAAGUUCACAAAUGGCAUUCCAGCUUUAGGUCUGCAGCCGAGUGAUCCACUUUUCAUCAAAAGAAUCGAUUCUAGCAACAACCUGCUAAAGUUGAUCCUGACGGAUGUGAACAUAACAGGCUUCAAGAACACAAUCGUGAAAAGGAUCAGAUUCGACGAGUCUAAAUCGACUAUGCUUUUGAAGUUGUUAAUAACAUCCUAUUUGGAAAGUCAGUAUGAGAUGUCUGGUAAUCUGUUGUUUCUACCUCUGCAAGGGAAGGGUCCGCUACAUGUGAAGCUUCGUAAACUGGAAAUCAAUUUACUUGUUAACUACAAGGAGGUAGCUGGUGAAGACGGUAAGCCUCACUGGACCUUCACAUACAAGAGUCAUACUUUUUUCCUGAAAGACAGAUCCGAUGUGGAAUUCGAAAAUCUCUUUAAUGGAAAUGAACUUCUUGCUAAAACUGCCAAAGAAGUAAUAGCGCAAAGUGGAAAUGAAAUCGUACAAGAAGUUGGACCUCCAGUUAUAAAAGCAACGAUUGAUGCGAUAAUUUCCCGAUUUAAUGAUUUGUUUAAAGGGAUUCCAAUUGAUGAAACACACGCAUAAGUUGAAACAAAUAAAAAAGAUAAAUUAAUAUUUUGGUACCU
Messenger RNA from Aricia agestis (brown argus), 1556 nucleotides. RefSeq lists its product as uncharacterized. Lineage: Eukaryota; Metazoa; Arthropoda; Insecta; Lepidoptera; Lycaenidae. The transcript is spliced from 10 exons. The record is from RefSeq and is a predicted model, not a curated record. Bases 22 to 1515 code for a protein of 497 amino acids.